Rhododendron vialii is the source of this 825-nucleotide messenger RNA. RefSeq lists its product as uncharacterized. The transcript is spliced from 2 exons. The record is from RefSeq and is a predicted model, not a curated record. Bases 1 to 825 code for a protein of 274 amino acids. Lineage: Eukaryota; Viridiplantae; Streptophyta; Magnoliopsida; Ericales; Ericaceae.
AUGGGGACCUUCAGUUUAGUUCGGUGCGGUAGCCGAAGGGUGGUCAAAGUUUUGGUCGGAAAUCAUUUCGGGGUACUCAGAGGCAGCAGCAGCCUCACUUUCGUUAGACCACGUCAGCUCAGGGAUCUUAGGUCGAAAGAAGAGCGAGUUCUUCGACACCUACUCAGAGCUCCGGCCCCGGAAACUUCAGUUGUGAGGGGUACAUUUCUAUUGUUUAACUCCUUUGAUAGAGUAUUAUUUAAUUCCGGAGCAUCACAUUCAUUCAUUGCUACAUCUUUUGCUUGUACUUUGGAAUUGGAAAUUGAGAAUAUUAGGCCUCCGUUGAUCGUUGAGACACCUAUAGGAGGUAGAUCGCCAUUAAAUCGUAUUUGCCGAGAUUGUGAGCUCAUUAUUCGAGAUCAUCGUUUUACCUUUGACUUCAUUGUGUUGAAUAUGUCAGGGUUCGACCUCAUUUUGGGCAUGGAUUGGCUAUUUACAUUUCACGCUACCAUAGAUUGCUUCAGGCACCGGGUUCGUAUUUGUCCACAUGGGGGUUCUUGUUCUGAGUUCUUCAGGGAGCGUCGGGAACCGUUAGAGCCGUAUUUGUGUGGGUCUCGGGAGCAAGAGUCGGUGUAUGCCUUGUUAGCGAGUUUGGCCUUAGAUGAGGAUGUAUCCGCACGUGGGGAAUUACCCCUUGUCGUUUGCGACUUUUCGGACGUGUUUCCGAAGGAGUUACCCGGUUUACCACUCGAGAGAGAAAUUGAAUUUUCUAUCGAUUUACUUCCUGGCACCAUUCCUAUUUUCGUACCUUCUUAUCGUUUCGCGCCUACCGAGUUGAGAGAAUAG